Messenger RNA from Ogataea haglerorum, 1599 nucleotides. RefSeq lists its product as uncharacterized. Gene Ontology annotation, cellular component: membrane. Lineage: Eukaryota; Fungi; Ascomycota; Pichiomycetes; Pichiales; Pichiaceae. The transcript has a single exon. Bases 1 to 1599 code for a protein of 532 amino acids. The record is from RefSeq and is a predicted model, not a curated record. Gene Ontology annotation, molecular function: carbohydrate:proton symporter activity. Gene Ontology annotation, biological process: carbohydrate transport; transmembrane transport.
AUGACCAACCUAACUUCUACAGAAGACUCACCGACGUUUAUCGGUUUGAAGGGUAAAACUCUUCAAAAUAUUGUCAGUGUAAUGGCCUCUGUUGGAUUUCUGCUCUUUGGUUACGAUCAAGGAGUUAUGGGCUCCCUUUUGACAUUGGACUCAUUUAAAAACACAUUUCCCUCAAUCGACACUUCUCGUCAUAGUGAUGCAGCCACAAUGCAAGGCUUUACAAUAGCCGUGUAUGAGAUUGGUUGUCUAUUCGGUGCACUGUCUACAAUGGGCUACGGCGACAAAAUUGGUAGGAGAAAAUGUAUCUUUACAGGAUGUGCAAUUAUGAUUGUGGGAGCAAUAUUGCAGUGUUCUGCUUUUACAGUCGCACAUCUAAUAGUCGGCAGGAUCGUUACAGGAGUUGGAAACGGGAUCAACACGAGUACCAUCCCUAUGUGGCAGGCAGAAUGUUCUAGGCCUGAAGGCAGAGGUAGACUAGUGAUGAUAUCUGGAGCUCUUAUAACAGGAGGAAUUGCAUUCUCCUACUGGGUUGACUUUGGCUUCUAUUUCACCUCUGGGCCAAUCUCAUGGCGUUUCCCAAUUGCAUUCCAACUAGUCUUUCCAAUACUUAUCAUGCCAUUUAUACUGAGAUUUCCAGAAUCUCCCAGGUGGCUCGUCAAAAAAUCACGGUUAGAAGACGCACGUUUGGUCUUUGCAGCAUUAGAUGGAACUCCAGUUGACCACCCAGAGGUUAAAGCCCAGUUGCACGAUGUCCAGAAAUCUCUGGAUGAAGAACACAUUGCUGGAGCCGAGUCUUUCGAUCUCAAGAGGCUGUUUUCUCAAGGAGAGCAUCGUGAUUUCCAUCGGCUUAUGCUUGGCUUAUGGGCACAGAUCUUCCAGCAGAUAUCCGGAAUCAAUCUCAUUGUGUAUUACGCUGGUACCAUAUUUGAGAACUACAUUGGAAUGAGUGCAUUGAACUCGCGUAUUCUUGCUGCCUGUAAUGGCACGGCUUUUUUCCUUGCUGCCUGGAUCGCGUUUUUAUUUAUUGACAAUAUUGGUCGUCGGAAUUUGAUGCUUUUUGGCCUAGUGGGCCAAACUCUCUCAAUGUCAAUGCUGACAGUCACCACUUGGGAGUCGGAAAACAAGAAUAAUAAUGGUGCUGCCAUAGGAGCUGCCGUUCUUCUGUUUGUCUAUAAUACAUUCUUUGGUAUCGGGUGGUUAGGAAUGGGUUGGCUCUAUCCCGCAGAGAUUCCACCGUUGAGUAUCAGGGCUCCUUCAAAUGCAAUAUCUACAGCUGGAAACUGGUCGUUCAACUUUCUGGUGGUCAUGAUUACACCAGUGGCAUUUGAGAACAUCAAGAGCUUCACUUAUUUGAUUUUUGCAGUUUUGAAUCUGCUAAUGAUCCCAGCUGUUUAUUACUUGUUUCCUGAAACUGCUGGGAGGUCUUUAGAGGACUUGGAUGACAUAUUUGCUCAAUGUGAUCCUUGGAAGCCGUGGACAGUUGUCGAAAUUGCCAGGACACAUCCUAGAUCAGAAGUUAAAGUGGUGACCGCAGAUUCUUUGCUGGAUCAAGGCAAAGCGGAGGCAGAGAUGUACGAGGACUCAGAUGAGAUUUCCUAA